AUGUACGUGACAGUCCCUCACCCCACCCUCGCGCCCCUCACGCCACUCUCGCGCCCCUCACCUCACCCCACCCCACGUGGCUUUCGCCGGCGGGAAGCAGAAAGGGCGGUUCUUAAGGACGCCCGGCAUCCGGAACCCCGCUCGCGAUUGGGCGGCCGCGGUGUCACGCUCCGGAGGGGGCGGUGCCAGGUCUGCCUAUUUAAGGGUCGCCGCAGGGUCCUCGGCAGCGUCACCAUGGCCUGGAAGUUUGCUGUGUUCGUGUUCAUGCUCUGGAAUCAGGUGACUGUGACAACGGGGGAGACCACGUGUCGCCCAGAUGAAUAUGAGGUUCCGGGCAACCCUUCCUGCAGCAGAGUCUGCCCGGCUGGCUACUACGCAAGCAGACCCAUAAGCCAGGACCACCCCAUCGGAGCCUGCUCGCCGUGCGAGCCUGGGACUUUCAGAGCUCAUCCCAGCGUGGAGACCCAGUGCUUGCCGUGUGCCCAGUGCAGAGAGGAUCAGGAAGUGGUGAAGCCCUGCUCCCCGACCAGCGACCAGGAGUGCCAGUGCCGGCAGGGCAAGUUCUUCUGCGACUCCGUGGACUGCGCCGAAAGCUGCAUCCGGUGUGAAGAUAGCGCCGUCCUUCAACCCUGCAAUGCCACAAGUGAUGCAGUUUGUGCCACAAAUCCACAGUCAGGAAACCUGGGGUCACCAUGGGCCUGCAUGGGUGUGGACGUGCACAUUUGCACUACCCUCUUCUUCAUCUUCAUCAUCUUCUUCAUAGUCAUCUUCAUCAUCUGCUCAAUUGCUAUACGCUAUUUUGUUGUCAGCCGUAGAAGAACAGGAAGUCGGAAUAUGCCAAGUGGCUAUUCCCCAGGAACCGGCCAGUCCAGCGACCUUGAGAAUGGUCCACCAGCCCCGGGUGGGGACACCAGCCUAGAGUUGAUGAACUCAGCCCUGCUGGCCUCCAAGGGCCCUGGAAGUACUGAGCCUCUGCAGCGGGCCAACGGAAGUCUAGCAGCGCCAGGGGAGCCAGGAGAGCAGACCCGAAUUCUCGAGGCCGCCAGGACCACGGCCAGUCAGAGCCAGCCACCUCCACUGAUGUCUCGGAGCAGGAGCUCAGACCAGCCGCAAUGUGACGAGAGCAAUUUUUGAAUGGUGUUUCCUGUGAUGGUCGACGGGAUUGGACCCUGGGUUCACUGCAAUCACGUGCGGCAAGCCACACCGGAAGAACAGGAAAAAGCGCGAGAAUGGAAGGCGAGUCCUCACCCAUCAAAUCCUUUGAAACUGAAACUCGUCCGCCGGGAGGUCUCCUAAUUCUCCUGCUGAUUAUUGCAGGAGCUGAAGCUGUGUAACUUCUUGUGAUGGGCCCCGGGAAUGGGACGUAGGAAACAGAUUUGGUAGCCCCGAGUGUGGCGCAACCCACAGGGCCAAGUACCUCAGAUACGGGUGCAAUUUAACCAAGCUUCACUAUCUCUGCAAGGCCAAGGGCUUUCCUCCCUAUGAGCUGCUGUAGGUGACUUGAUUUUUUUCUCCAACAAGGUAGGGUCUAUGAGGUUUCUAUGCAGACCAUACAAGAGUGGUAAGAGAAUCAAUCAGUCAUUUAUUUAUUUAUUUAUUUUUU
Messenger RNA from Cervus elaphus (red deer), 1603 nucleotides. RefSeq names its product tumor necrosis factor receptor superfamily member 1A-like. The transcript has 10 exons. Gene Ontology annotation, biological process: TRAIL-activated apoptotic signaling pathway; positive regulation of apoptotic process. NCBI's taxonomy places the organism in Eukaryota, Metazoa, Chordata, Mammalia, Artiodactyla, Cervidae. Gene Ontology annotation, cellular component: cell surface; plasma membrane. Gene Ontology annotation, molecular function: protein binding. The record is from RefSeq and is a predicted model, not a curated record. The coding region runs from base 1 to 1134 and encodes 377 amino acids.